Molecule: messenger RNA, 735 nt
Organism: Cryptomeria japonica (Japanese cedar)
Lineage: Eukaryota; Viridiplantae; Streptophyta; Pinopsida; Cupressales; Cupressaceae
Exons: 3
Coding region: 1-735 (244 amino acids)
Source: RefSeq, a predicted model, not a curated record
AUGGUUGUGAGAAAGAAUUAUGCUAACGAAGAAGAGGAUGAUUAUGAGAAAGCGGAAAGUGAGAAGGGGGAGGAGGAUGUGGAGGCCACAGAGGGCUCAGAUUCCUCCAAUUUGGGCACCACUGUCCCCGACUCAGAGACCAUCAAGGAGGACAUCAAGAACACCUCCCCUCAUUCUAACACUUCCCUGCCCCACACCUCUGAGGGGGAUGGUAGACAUUCUGAUGGUAGGAAGACUACUGCUGAAGAAGGGGAGAAGGAAGAGGCGUUUGGAGCUUUGAUAGUGCUCUUUGGCGAAGGAGUGAGAAGCAGUCAUCAUGGUCGUGCCUAUAGCAGAUCACCAGCUAGAGCGGAUCCGUCGAUACCAGCAGCCAGAGGACUACGGACCAGUGAGCCUAUACCACCUUUUGAGGAUGACAGAGGACGACGACGGAGGAGGAGAGGCGGCAAAGGUGGCAUAGGUUUUGGAGGAGGAGGAAGAGGGGGAGGUGGAGAAGGUUUUGGUGGAGCAGGAGGAGGGGGAGGGCGUGGGAGAGGUGGAUUUGGGGGUGGAGGUGGUGGAGGAGGAUGGUUACAGAGGAGAGGCAGAGGUUGGAAACCUUUGCGACUAUCACAGGGUCCAUUGAUACAGGGAGCAACAAGAGUAGGAGGUAGAGAUGGUGGUGGGGGAGAGGAACCUAUGGAGAUGGAAGAGGGAGCCACAGGUGGUGGAGAGGAUCCUAUGGAGAUGGGAUAG